GCUGGCUCUCCGUCCCCCGUGCAGUGCCUGAAACAGUCUAUAUAGUAAUACUUGCACAAUGCAGCCGAUAUACGGGAUGCUCACCAAAUUGCGGACCAAGUUCUCACGCUCAGAAAUGUAAGCUGGAGGGGGAAUUUGCCUCCCGUCUCCCGUGCAGUGCUUUGAAGCGGCUUGAGUGGUGAUGUUGGCGCGGCAUGGCUGAUGUCUUUAAGGUCCACCUGAACCUGUUAGCGGCGUUAUGGGUGGAGUCCGCCCAUAACGCCGCCCCCUCUCUGCCUGUGAAGUGGACAAACUGUGCAGAGGAGUCAGAAGCCGGAAACAGCGCUGGAAGAACGUACACAUCAUGUCUGUUCCGUGGGGUGGAUCUUUGCUGCAGAGAACACGACCAUUGUUUCCCACAAAUCAAAGCAUUUGAAUAUCAGUAUGGGAUUCGAAAUUACCGGUUACACACGGUUAAACACUGUGACUGUGACGACAGUUUUAGGCUCUGCCUUCAAGCUAUCAAUGAUGCAAUUUCCACAUUUGUCGGCAUCAUGUAUUUCCACAUUUUGGAAGUGCCAUGCUUCAGCCUAAGAGAGGAGGAACAGUGUGUAGAGUGGCACUGGUUUGGCGGUUGUAAAAGAAAUGGCAUGGCACCUAAAGCAGAAUUUCAGAAACCAGACAUUUUUAACUAUACCAAUCCUGAAGGCAAUUACAAGUCAACUCCCUUGCCUCGCACAACUAGCCACCCACUAAAGUACCCUGCACCCUCAAGCAAACUUCCAUCCGUCACAUCCGUCUCACCAUCCUUAAGCAAUGCUAAGAAAAGAAAACUGCAGAGGAACUGGGGAAGGUACAAAGAAAGUGUGAAAGAGCGAGUGGAGGAAUGACGGAGGAGAGUUAUAAAGCAGAAGAAACCCAGGGGACAGAAGUAAUAGGAUACUCUGUUUUUAAAAAAGGACAAACAAUCAUUGCUUUCACCUUGCCACAUACAUGGUAUAAUUUAGUUGUUUUAGGUACACAUUUCUAGUUUUGAUUGAUUUUAUCAUAUCACAUUACUUAUGUCAUAUCUUUGAAUUGAUCUACUGUGAUAUGUCAAUUAUUAUAUUUACACAUUUGCAUUGCUACAUGAGUUUGCUACACACAUCUGACUCCUGGUAGAUUAAUAAGAGUGAUGAUUUGUUACCCUCAUGUGCUGCCUUUCUCUUUUUAUGUAUACUUAAUUAACAAUAUCUAGUUGUUUAUUUUGAAG
Messenger RNA from Pseudophryne corroboree (corroboree frog), 1231 nucleotides. RefSeq names its product phospholipase A2 isozymes PA3A/PA3B/PA5-like. Lineage: Eukaryota; Metazoa; Chordata; Amphibia; Anura; Myobatrachidae. Gene Ontology annotation, biological process: arachidonate secretion; phospholipid metabolic process. Gene Ontology annotation, molecular function: A2-type glycerophospholipase activity. The coding region runs from base 195 to 869 and encodes 224 amino acids. The record is from RefSeq and is a predicted model, not a curated record. The transcript is spliced from 4 exons.